AUGCCAAAUUUCACAGAUGUGACAGAAUUUAUUCUUCUGGGGUUGACCAGUUGUCAAGAGUUACAAGUUCUCUUUUUUGUGGUGUUCCUAGUAGUUUACAUGAUCACUCUGAUGGGGAACAUUGGUAUGGUCGUUUUGAUCAGCAUCAGUCCCCAGCUUCAGAGCCCCAUGUACUUUUUCCUGAGUCAUUUGUCUUUUGUUGAUGUGUGGUUCUCUUCCAAUGUCACUCCCAAAAUGUUGGAAAACUUAUUAUCAGAGACAAAAACCAUUUCUUAUGUGGGGUGUUUGGUGCAGUGUUACCUUUUCAUUGCCCUUGUCCAUGUGGAGGUCUAUAUCUUGGCAGUGAUGGCCUUUGAUCGGUACAUGGCCAUCUGCAACCCUUAGCUUUAUGGCAGCAAAAUGUCCAGGACUGUCUGUGUUCGGCUUAUCUCCGUGCCUUAUAUCUAUGGAUUCUCUGUUAGUCUAAUAUGCACACUGUGGCCAUAUGGCUUGUACUUCUGUGGAAACUUUGAAAUCAACCACUUCUAUUGUGCAGAUCCUCCUCUCAUCAAGAUUGCCUGUGGAGGAGUUCACAUCAAAGAAUACACAAUGAUUGUCAUUGCUGGAAUUAACUUCACAUAUUCCUUCUCAGUAGUCCUGAUUUCCUAAGCUGUGCUACGCAUGCGCUCUGCUGAUGGGAAGAGGAAGGCCUUCUCUACUUGCGGUUCUCAUUUGAUAGCUAUUACUAUGUUUUAUGGGACACUGAUAUUCAUGUACCUUAGGCGGCCCACUGAGGAGUCCAUGGAGCAGGGGAAAAUGGUGGCUGUGUUUUAUACCACAGUCAUUCCCAUGCUAAAUCCCAUGAUCUACAGUCUGAGGAACAAGGAUGUGAAAGAGGCAGUCAAUAAAGCAAUCAUAAAGGCAAAUUUGGGGCAAUGAAACUGUAGUGCACAUUGUUGUGGCAUGUCGGCACCUCAGCACUUCU
Messenger RNA from Loxodonta africana (African savanna elephant), 964 nucleotides. RefSeq names its product olfactory receptor 5M9-like. Gene Ontology annotation, molecular function: olfactory receptor activity; odorant binding; G protein-coupled receptor activity. The record is from RefSeq and is a predicted model, not a curated record. Gene Ontology annotation, cellular component: membrane. Lineage: Eukaryota; Metazoa; Chordata; Mammalia; Proboscidea; Elephantidae. Gene Ontology annotation, biological process: G protein-coupled receptor signaling pathway; sensory perception of smell.